AUGUUUAGUUCUGGUUUCAUUUUGGUCACCUGCCAUUAUGAUAGAGGAACUGUUACCAUAGAGAACCAUGGACAAGGCGGUAACUCUCAGGAUACAUGGGAGGAAGUUGAUCCUGAUGAGCUCUCAUAUGAGGAACUCCUCGCACUCGGUGAAGUAGUUGGGACCGAGGGCAGGGGGCUUUCAGCUGAUUCAAUUGCAUCCUUGCCUUUGGUAACAUACAAGACAGGAAAUAGACAAACUGGAAGCAACGAUUCGUGUGUCAUCUGCUGUGUAGACUACGAGGAUGGUGACUCUUAACGUCACUUUCUUGCAAGCAUUCAUAUCAUCCCGAGUGCAUAAAUAAUUGGUUGAAAAUAAACAAGGUCUGCCCUGUUUGUAGUGCUGAGGUCUCAACUUGAAGGCAAAGCUAGUAUUUUCGGACAGACAUCACCGUGGAGCCACAACAUAACUGCUUGUUUUUAGCAGAAUGUUCCACCUCUUUUGUAUUUGAAAAUAAACUUGUAUCAAUUCUCUUUAUUUAACUCUUUUGUGUUGAACCACCUUUGGAAUUAUUUUCCUUUCUUUUUAUGGCCGCUGGCUGGAUUUUUACUU
Messenger RNA from Hibiscus syriacus, 591 nucleotides. Its product is annotated as E3 ubiquitin ligase BIG BROTHER-related-like. The transcript has 6 exons. Bases 1 to 297 code for a protein of 98 amino acids. The record is from RefSeq and is a predicted model, not a curated record. NCBI's taxonomy places the organism in Eukaryota, Viridiplantae, Streptophyta, Magnoliopsida, Malvales, Malvaceae.